AUGAGCUCGCCUCGACAGCAACGAAGAGAGAGCAACGGUAGACGACACUCGAUAGACUCUGCUACGUCUUUCAAGAGAAGAUCGGUCGUCGACUUUGCUGCAGAUGCAGGGGAUACACUUCGUAGAAAAAUUCUAAAAGGCAAGAAUCUACGGCAAGGAAAGAACAACGCUCUUGAAGCUGUUGACGAAGACAUGGCUUCCCAAUUCGAGACAGACAGCAUGUACGACGACGAUGACUUCGACAAUAUUCCGGGCAGAGUGAUCGAGCACAAAUGGAGACCGUGUAGAUUCAAAAAUGCUACUUUCUGUAUGGUCUGCGGAAAGCUUACUUCAUCUCUUGGAGAGUGUCCAGAAGAAAUACCAGCAGACAGCUUCAUUUUAAAAAAAGGACCUGGAGUGAGCAGAACUGGACUAAGAUGCCAAGUCUGCCUAAUGAAUAUACACAGCGACUGUCUCGAACGAUCUAAAGAAAGUUCAAUCGCACACACAUGUACCGGAAGACCAGAUCCUCGCUCAGGACAAUCACAUUUUAUUCGAGAAGGGAUUGGAAACUUUAACUUUUCUCGACAUCUUUCAAUAUGCGAACCGAAAUCAGCCCACAGGGACUCAAUAGUAUCUCAAAUGGACAAUAUGGCGCUGGAAAACAUAGACGACUCCUACAAAGUUCUGAAACAAGGGAAAGCACUUAGACUUGUUAAUACUGGAGAAGAUAUCCGCGCUGGAAAGAGUGCCAAGAAUUCUAUUGCCGAUCCAGUGUUUUGGAAAAGCCUUUUUUCGAGCAAGAGAGGCUCCAUCGCUCCAGACCCACUUGACGCCAUCAGAAGACCUAAGAAGGGUCUUUUUGGCGGCUUGAUGGGGUCACGAAACUACAAAGUUCCAAAAAAUCACGACAAAGAGCCUUACUGUGCUCUCUACGACUUCAAGCCCCGCGACAAAAUGGAUAUUUCUCUUCGACCUGGGGAUAAAAUUUAUGUCUGUGAUUCGAAGGACGACAACUGGUGGUUCGGUAAAAAAGAGCCUUCUGGUGCAGUUGGAUUCUUUCCAGCUAAGUUUGUCAUGAAAGUAGAAGAAACCGAAAAGCCCUUUAUCGUAACUAAACAUUGCUACGGAAACUCGAAGCGAAAGGAGCUAAAGGCAAAGGAGAAUACAAUUGUCGUUGUGAAUUUCGCCUCACCUAUCAACCGCGAAGACUCGCUUUUCGUACGGUCACUUGAUGGCGAAGGUUUCGUCCCCAAAAAUUCUAUCCGUUCUCUCUGA
Molecule: messenger RNA, 1257 nt
Organism: Oikopleura dioica
Lineage: Eukaryota; Metazoa; Chordata; Appendicularia; Copelata; Oikopleuridae
Source: the annotation of a GenBank genome assembly